AUGGAUGAGACUUCUCUUGGCAUAGAUCUUAACGUCAGUCCCUUCUACAAAACGGAUGAUACCCCACAGAUGAAUGAUGAUCUAGUUGGGGGACUAAACCAGAUGCGCUUAAAGAACAAGAAGCUAAGGGAGAUGAUAACAGUUGUUUUGGACAACAGCAAUUCCCUCCAAAAUCAUGUUAACAAAUUAAUGCAAGAACACGAUUUAUUGGUCUCUAAUACAAACAAAAGGAAGUUUGGUGAGUGUGACGAUCGCAACACCACUGAGAGCAGGAAGAGUCUUCAUCAAGAGUCGUUGAAAAGUACAAACGAUGGCGUGACAAAAUUUUAUAGACGUACAGAUCCAUCUGAUAAAAGCAUGAUAAUAAAAGAUGGUUAUCAGUGGAGAAAGUACGGACAGAAGGUUACCAGAGAUAACCCUUGCCCUAGAGCUUACUACAAGUGCUCCUUUGCACCAUCCUGCCCAGUCAAAAAGAAGGUACAAAGAAGCGUGGAUGAUGAUGGUCUUUUAGUCGCCAUCUAUGAUGGAGAGCACAACCACGAAAGCGCAGAGAGUGAACACAAGAUUCAGGCUAGUUACGAAAGGUUGAACACUCCAAAGGAGGUGGGGAGAUUUGAUGCGAUUUUUGUUGAACAGAUGGCUAAUUCCUUACGAAGAAACCCUGAUUUCAUUGAAGAGCUCGCUGUAGCCAUUUCAUCAAAGAUUUUAGAACACGAUGUGUUUUAA
This is a messenger RNA of Lactuca virosa, 726 nucleotides long. NCBI's taxonomy places the organism in Eukaryota, Viridiplantae, Streptophyta, Magnoliopsida, Asterales, Asteraceae. The record is from the annotation of a GenBank genome assembly.